AUGGAAUUCACACAAGGUGGUGGUUUGGACAGCAUUGUCAUCGACUUAGGAAGUCAAUCAACACCGACAGAAACAACUGGUUAGUUUGGUUUUUUUUUAAUAUUUUCAGAAUGAAUUUAGCAAAUUUAAGAAAUAAUUGUUUUUUUUUUCAGUUUUUGAAUACACACCUUUACAAACACCAGCAAAUCAAAGUAUUAUGUCAGCAGGAUCAGCUCUCUCGACACCAAAAUCAGGAUGCGAAGGUAAGCCUGAAUCAUCCCUGCAAAAUAAAAUCAAUAAUCCAUCUUCUUUUUCAGGUAAAAAAUCAACGAUAAGAUAUUGUGUUUGCAUUGCCAAAGAGUUCCAUAAAAAUAUAUUUGUAGAAGUGUUUAAAAAACAUCUUAUCUUAUAUAUUUAUAAUUUUGAGCCAGCGUCGACAAGUGUUUGGGAAACAUGGAGUUUCCAGAGAGUUUUUUCAAAUUUUCAGGAAAAAAAAGUUACAGCUGUUGUUAUGUCGGAUUGGAUUGUUUGAUUUGAAAAUUACAGGAAAUAUGAGAUCUCAUUUGUUGACUGAGAUUUGCUGGAUCUUCUCUCAAUCCUAGGAACUUCCAUUCUCCCACGAACACCCUCCCACAUUUUCAGCAAAAGCUUCUUUCUAGAAAAUUGACAGAUCUGGAAAUUGUUAGUAGUCGUAGACCUUCCACCCUGUCACAAAAUGAAAAGAUUUUAGCGAUGUUGCUGUUGCAUUUUCGUGGCACAAGUUUUGAUAAUUCUUCCUAAUACACAAAUUCUGGGCUAUGUUAAGAUCAUCCAUUUUUUUCGUUGAUAUAAUCCUCCGUGAUAUAGUCAACAAAUUAUAUGAAAUAUUUUAUUCAAUCAAUUUUUCAAAAAAUCAAUAAUUACCGUAGCUUUUCCCAUGUUUUUCCAUUUAGAUUCUUUUGAACCCAUUGUCAGAUGUUGAGUCAUUUAUACCUCACAGAAUUUGUCAGUUCUGAACUCCUAAAGAGUACCUAUGAGAUUUAGGCAUACUCAAGGUCCCGUAUUUUUCGAGGCAAUCUCAACCUGUUAAAUCAAUUAUCAAUAAAAUAUUUAUAUUGAUAAGUUAUCAAAAAACUCAAAACUCUUCAAAGCUCACGAACUCUUUGGCAAUGUUCAAAACACAGAAAAAAAAACAACAUGAAUUUUUUUUUCAAAACUCUAAAUUUUCAGGUGUUCCCUCAUCGCCGGAAUGUUAUACUCCAACUCGGCCUGGAAUGAGAAUUGUCAAGCGAAAACCAGUUGCUGAUCGAUAUAAUGUGAAAGGGACAAAAUAUGCGAAAUUGGAGAAGAUUCUGAAUGGAGAGGAGAAGAAAAUGAAAUCAACGGCCGAGUUGUUGGCUCUGGUAAGAUAUUUUUUUCAAAAAUUCUAUUUUUUUUUUCAAAAUAAAAAUUCAUUCUGAAAAUUCUUAUAUACCGCUAAAAAAUUUCAGAAAAAAGUCUUUCUCAAAGGUUUACGUAAUUCACAAAUCGUAAUUCACACUUUUACAAAAAUCCUCCAAAUUUCAGACGCCAAGAAAGUCGAUACUUCGAAGAGAACGACUUCAGGAAGCAUCGGCAACUCCGAGAAAUGUCAAUUUUUCUGACGCCAAUGGCCUUCCACUCGUGCAGAUUCAAGAAAUCCCUUCAGUCAAAAAUGGUCAACCAAACGAUGAAGAAGAUCAUCUAGAAGCAGCGGAACGUUUCCGUAUGAGUAUGGAAAAAUUGAAUGACACUGAUCGCAAACCAGUUUUGAUUAGAUGUCAUCGACCAAACGCCAAAUUUUGCCAAACACAAUCACAAACUGCUAUUAUUGAACAAAAUCGUAUUCGGAAAUAUGGAAUUUCAACUGGACCAAUUUUUGGGUAAGGUUUUUAUAUAUAUCAGAUGUGUUCAAAACAAUAUUCUUUCAGAACCGUUGAACUUGAAGACGAUCCUGAACUUACACGAAGUGCUGCUGAAGCAUUAAAAUAUCACAAACCUACUAACAUUCCAUUUAACAAUAUUACAAUCGGCUCAGCUAGUUGGAGAGAUUUGCCGUUGCCAGGAAGAAAACAAGCAAGUCCACCAAUACAACAACCAGAAGAGCCAUUUCUCGGGUAUCAAGCAUCAUUUGCUGCUCCAGAAGAAGCUGCGGCUUCAAGCUCUUAUUCAAUGGCUGAUUCGAAUGAGAAUAAUAAAUAUGAGCAAUUGACUGAACCACCUGUCACAGAGUAUUAUGCUAGCACAUCUUUUGUGAAUGAUACACCAGAAGUUGCAAAACCUCCAGUACAGUUAUCGAAUCUUGUAUCAUCGUUGUCUAGUCUUAGUGAUGGAACUAAGGCCUUACUUGGAUUUUUAGCAGCGAAUAAGGUAAGAGUUAUUGAAACAGGAAAAAAAAAUAAUUUUUUUUUUCAGAAACAAAAUGCACCAGCACCACUCAAUGAAAAUGUUGAGCAACAACAAGGUUAUAUCGCAAGAUUCGACACCGAACCAUCAACUUCUGAAGAGCCAUCGGGUUAUCAUUAUGUUGGAAGUUUUGACAACUCAUCGACUCAACAAUAUUCAGCAACAGCUCCAGCAUAUCCACCAAAUUAUCCACCUCCUCAACAAUCACAACCACAACCACAACCACAACCACAACCACAUCAACAACCAAAUAUUGGAGUUUUGACUGCGAUUCAACAUCAGCAAGAACUUUUGUCAAAACGUUUGCCAGGGGUAAGUUGAAAUCUUUUUGAAAAAAUUAUAUGCAUUUAAAAAUUGUGUGUGUUUUCAGAUAAUUGGCAAUCAAUAUGUUCAAGGCGGCUGGAAGGUUAACAAGCCGUGCACUUAUUUUGUUUUCAAAACUGAUGGAUGUGAUCGUGGAGAGCGCUGUAGAUAUUUACAUGAUCAAAAUCAGGUGAGUAAAAAUAUUGAUGAUAGGGAUUUACAGUAACUCUGAAAUUUUUGUUGAGGAUGGCUAACUUUUAGGUUUCCACUUCUCGACCCAUUUUUGAAUUUCAUCCAAAAUAUUUUUCAAAUCCUUUUUUUUCCAGAAGGAUGAAAUUCUUCGAGCCAGACAAAAUCAACAACAACGUCGAUCGCCUCCACCAAUUUGGGCGCAAAAAAUGCGAAGCGACAUGGUUCCAACUGCUGCUCAACCUGAACGUGUUGGUCCACGUGGACAACGCGUCAGCCGCUUUGAACCAGUCGGUGUUCCUCCACAACAACAACAACAACAACAACCACCACGUGCUGAAUUGCGAAAAGAUGAUCGCCGCCAUUUUGAUGCGAAUCGCCGGCCAGAAAGAGUUCGCGGAAAUCGUCGAUCCCGAUUUGAUCAAUCACCAUCUAGCUCGCCAACAAAUGCAUAG
Molecule: messenger RNA, 3329 nt
Organism: Caenorhabditis angaria
Lineage: Eukaryota; Metazoa; Nematoda; Chromadorea; Rhabditida; Rhabditidae
Source: the annotation of a GenBank genome assembly